This is a messenger RNA of Polyodon spathula (Mississippi paddlefish), 1205 nucleotides long. RefSeq names its product pre-mRNA processing factor 38A (gene prpf38a). Lineage: Eukaryota; Metazoa; Chordata; Actinopteri; Acipenseriformes; Polyodontidae. Bases 35 to 958 code for a protein of 307 amino acids. The transcript is spliced from 10 exons. The record is from RefSeq and is a predicted model, not a curated record. Gene Ontology annotation, cellular component: precatalytic spliceosome.
CUGUGCGACGGAAGAGGUUCUGUUGAGGGUAAAGAUGGCGAACAGGACAGUAAAGGAUGCAAAUAGCAUUCAUGGAACAAACCCGCAGUAUCUGGUGGAGAAAAUCAUCCGUACUCGCAUCUAUGAGUCGAAGUACUGGAAGGAGGAAUGCUUCGGGUUGACGGCUGAGCUGGUAGUGGAUAAAGCUAUGGAGCUCAAGUUUGUGGGCGGUGUUUUCGGAGGAAACAUUAAGCCAACGCCUUUCCUCUGCUUGGCCCUGAAGAUGCUCCAGAUCCAGCCAGAGAAGGACAUCAUCGUGGAGUUCAUAAAGAACGAGGAUUUCAAGUAUGUCCGCUUGCUCGGAGCCAUGUACAUGAGACUGACCGGCUCAUCAGUGGAUUGUUACAAGUACCUGGAGCCUCUGUACAAUGACUACAGGAAAAUCAAGAGCCAGAACCGGAACGGAGAGUUUGAAUUGAUGCAUGUGGAUGAGUUCAUUGAUGAAUUGCUGCACAGCGAGCGAAUGUGUGACAUCAUUCUACCCAGGCUACAGAAGCGGCAGGUUCUGGAGGAGGCAGAGCUGUUGGAUACACGGGUCAGUGCUCUGGAAGAAGAUCUAGAUGAGGUGGAGACCAGCGAGGAGGAGGAGGAGGAGGAAAAGCCCGAGAGAGGGCAGUCUCAGGAGCCACACCGCAGGAGUUACCGGGACACGGAGCGGUCACGCAGGUCUCCCUCGCCGCGCUACAGACGCAGCCGCUCCCCUCGACGGCGUAGCAGGUCACCUAAGAGACGCAGCCCUUCACCCCGUCGAGACAGACACCGCAGCAAGAGCCCUCGGCGCCACCGCAGCAGGUCCAGAGAGAGGCGGCACCGGUCCAAGUCACCAGGACACCACAGAAGCCACCGACACAGAAGCCACUCCAAGUCUCCAGAAAGAUCAAAGAAGAGUCACAAAAAGAGUCGCAGAGGAAACGAAUGAGGAUUUCACACAACUGGAUUUCUGGACUCUGACCUAUUUUGUACCUACUGGACCUUUUGUUGAAAGUUAUUCCAGGAUUCUCUGUAUGGGGUUCUGCUGCUUUUCUUUGUAAUUUUAUUCCAGAUUUGACCAAUUAUCAAACUGAUGGCUUCAUGUUUUUAAAGUCAGUUAUUUUUACCUUAACGAAUCUGAUUUCCUCUUUAAUUUACUUGCACAUAACAUCACUUAAUUUUCGGAAGUCACUUUC